Messenger RNA from Anoplophora glabripennis (Asian longhorned beetle), 3042 nucleotides. RefSeq names its product serine/arginine repetitive matrix protein 2. NCBI's taxonomy places the organism in Eukaryota, Metazoa, Arthropoda, Insecta, Coleoptera, Cerambycidae. The coding region runs from base 111 to 2906 and encodes 931 amino acids. The record is from RefSeq and is a predicted model, not a curated record. The transcript is spliced from 10 exons.
GUACAAAUUUCUCUGUUUUAUUGUUCUAUACUUUUGCGUAUUAUGUGUUAUGUGGUAUUUAUACAUGUUUGCAGAUUUAUUAUUAGUUAUUAAAACUUAUUUACAGAAUAAUGUAUAAUGGUAUAGGAUUAGCAACCCCAAGGGGAUCUGGUACUAAUGGUCAUGUUCAGAGAAAUUGGGCAUUGGUAAAACCAAGAGUUAAAGAAAAAACAUAUAAAAGUGAACAAGAAUUAGCAGCUUUAGAUACAGCAUCGAGCAGACAACCCAAUAAAGAAAUCUUGGAUCAUGAACGUAAAAGAAAAAUUGAACUAAAAUGUGCUGAAUUUGCUGAUAUCUUGGAGGAACAAGGAUUCACUGAAGAAGCUGUCAGCAAUAAGGUAAAUAACUAUAGGAACAUGCUGAUGGGACAAGGAGGAAAAUUGGAUAAGCCAGUUGAUCAGUGGGGCAGACCUUGUGUGACAGAAACUCAUCAAGUAGCUGAAGCACAACAGGAGAAGAAUGCUCGUCUUCGGGAAGCUUUUGGAAUUUCUGAAUAUUUUGUGGAUGGUAGCAGUUUUGAUCCGGAUAGACAGGCCAAGGAGAAAUUAGCAAAAAGUGCAGCAUUACUUGAAAAAGAAAAACAAGAGGCGAUUGAAAGGGAAAAAGAGAGAGAACAAGAAAAAACUCAAGCUAUUCGAUAUCAGUUGGUACAUACGCCAAGCCCAGAACCUCCACAAUUAACUUCGAAAGAGAGCAGCAUAAAAAAGAAAAAAAGAAAACACAGAAACAGUUCAUCUAGCGAAGAACCAAAAAAGAAAAAGAAGAAGAAAAAUCGAAAAAAAGACAGGUCCAGUAAAUUGAAAGAGAAAAAGAAGAAAAAGAAACAAAAAAACGAAGAUUUUUCAGAAAAGUCAUCUACUUCAGAAAAUGAGUCCAGCAGUGAAGAUGAAAGGAAGAAGAAAAGUAGGAAAAAGGAGAAGAGGAAAAUGUCCAGGAAAAAGAAACGUUCCUCUUCAGAAAGUUCUAGAGAAAGCUCUCCAGAACCUAAUAAAAAAAUUAAAUUGGAUCACAAGCAUAAAAAUGACCAAAGAUAUAAAUCAAGGAAAGAUAAAAGUUCAAGGAAAGAAGAUUCAAAUUAUGAUUCCCAUUCAGCAAAAAACAAAAGUAAAGAAAAAUAUUCUAAUCAUGGGAGAUCUAGAUCACCUUAUUCAAAAAGAGAUCAGAGGAAAAUCUCUCGCAAUAAUUCUAAGGAAAGAAGUUAUGAUGAGUUCUCUAAAAUGAAAAAAUUGAUGGACAGAAGAUCAAAAUCAAGAGAAGUAAGAAAGAAAUCUAAAUCCAGAUCUUUAGAAAGAAGAGAUUCCAGAACUUCAUCACCAGUUGAAAAACAAAAAGAUAGAAAGUCUGAUAAGGAUUUAAAUACAAGAAAUUUGAUGAAAUCAAAAUCUAGAUCACAAGCAAAAUCCAGAAGGUCUAGAUCUAGAUCUAUAGAAAACAGAAUUAGAUACAGAAAUAGAUCUAUGUCUCAGGAGAGAAAACCAAGAUCAAAGUCACCUAGAAGAUCAAGGUCUCAAUCGAUAACUAAAAAAUUAAAGUUAGGAAAAUAUGACAAAAAGGUAGAACAUGAAAAAUCAUCAGAAUAUAAAAGGUCAACUCAGUCACCUGAUAAUAAUAAAAGAUCAAAGUCACCUGUGUCACCUCUACAUAAAAGGAGACAGAGUCCUAAAAGAGAAAAAAGUCGUGAUUAUAGAAAUCGGUCACCUAAGUCCAGAAAGCAUGAGAGAAGCUCAUCUCCUAAUCAGUUAGAUAAGAAAAGGUACUCUCCUAGAAGAGAUUCUGAAUCAGAAAAUACCUCAAAAAAAUCAAUUUUGGCCCUCUUGACUGCUGACAAAAUUUGUGAUUUGAGUUCAUCCAAGACACAAAUAUAUAGAAAUAAUAGUAUAAACGAUGAAAAUGUUUCUGAUUAUGAAAAAUCGUAUAAAUCUAGAUCACCAAGUUCAAAUAAAAAUGAUAAUGCCAAAGUUGGUGGCAUAAGCAGAGAAAGUAGUUAUGAAAGAGGUGAUAACUUUAAAAGUAGAGAGCAAAAUAAUACUGAUAAGAAAUCAAGGAAAAUUGGUGAAGAUGGAAGCACAGAAAAAUAUUCUACUGGUAAUAACACUAAGCAAGAAAUUUGUGAAAAAUCCUUAACUCCAGACUUUAAGUCUAGGUCAACCUAUAGCCCAAAUAGCAAACGUAAAUCGAAGUCCAGUACCCCAGAUAUUAAAAAAAAUUCAAGACAGAAGGAUACUAAUGAGAAACAAUCGAAAUCGAGGAAACCAUUGCCAGUUGUGAGAUUGAGAGCAUCAUCUAAUGAAUCCGACCCUUCAGAUAAUGAAUUUGAAAAAGAAGAAGAGGAAGACGAUAGAGAAAUAAAAAUGCUAAAACUUCUAAAGACAGAUUUAGCUGCUAAAGCUAAAGAGAGUUUAGAAAGAAAGAAAGAAAAACCUCCAAGUCCUCAACAUAUUUUGAGAAGGCAUAUUGAACCGGACUUGUUUGAUAUUAAAGUGUUGCCAUUAAGAAUUGAAAAAGAGAAAUUACAAGAUCCUAUCAAUAAAGACGAUUUUGACAUUGAGAGGAAUGGAAGUGUUGACAAAUCUAGAUCUAGAUUAAAGGCUGCUUAUUCAAAAAUUAAGAAGUCAAAAUCUAGAUCAAGAAGUUCUUCUCAUUCCAGUGUCAGUUCUAAAGAUAGCCAGAGAAGCAAAUCAUCGUCUUCAAGCAGUACCAAUUCACCGUCUCGGUCAAGAACAGUUUCUCGAUCAAGAAGUAGGUCAAGUUCGGACAGCAGUUCCUCAGACUCGAGCAGUACAACACGCUCUCGGUCUCCAUCCAUUCCUCGUCGCCAUGGAUCCCCAAGCUUUUUAGAUAGGCGGCGGAUAACAAGACACAAGUAAUUUAGGAGAUGCAUAUAGUACAUCUUAAUAUUUAUAUUAUGUAUCACAUUGUAAUCAUUUAUACGUAUACAUAAGCUGUAGAUUCAUUAAGUUUUUAUUUAUAAGUAGUUUGUACACAAUAAAUACUUAUUGUUUA